AUGUACCCCACCGACUUCAAGAACAUCUACCCGGAGCAGCUCUACGGUGGGGCACCGUCGGGGCGCACGCUGACGCUGCUGGCUGCGGCGUACGAGUGCGACACUGAGGCGCGUUCCGUGGUGACGGAACGUGGUGACGGAACGACGGUGCUGGAGCUGGAGGUCGCUGCGGGGACUUAUGCGUUGCCCCAGGUCUUUGAUGGUGGAGUGGACAGCGGCAACAAUGCUUGGGCAGCCAUGGCCUUCGCACACUAUGCAGCAGAGAGCGGCAAGGGCUGCUUCCGCGCAGCGGCGGAGGACUUACUUCACGCCCUCGGCAUGGGCGGGGCGUGUUUGGAUGACCUGGGUGGUUUCCUUGGACGUUUGCCUCCCGCCCGUGGACACCAACGGUCCUUGGAGCACAAUAUCGACCUCUUCGCUCUCAGUGGAAUGCUACAGAAGUGGGAUUCUCAAGAACGUGCAAGGAAGUUUGUCAAGAGCAUGUACGGGAAAAAACAAGGCGACGGCUGGGGGAGUCGCGAUGACUACCCCGACGCCUACAAUGUGGGCACCAUCGGCGCCGACGUGUGCGAUGGACGGUUUGCACAGGGUGAUGGCGUUCCUGCAGAUGGGCAGUUUUGGAAUCUGCUGGCGGAGGUGGAUAACCACGCAGACCGGGUGGGCAAGUCUGUGAGCUGGGUCAUCUAUUCGGAUUGGCUCUGGGAUUUCGACCAGGACAGCUUGUCCGGUUUGAGCCCGGCGCCCACGCUCCAUGGCGCACGCUUCACCUCCAAAGGCUUCGGCAUCCAAUUCGAGGAGACGGCGGGCGCCGUGAUCGCGUUGAACCACUUCCUACACUUUCGAGCCUCGGGCAGUGAGGAAGGCUUCAAGAAGCAGAUGAAGCUGCGGCUGAAUGCCAGCAGGACCUCCUUGCGCACCCUCUUGAAGACCUACGGCGCGGUGCCGGCCUCCGUGCGCGGCGGCAACGGCGACGCCUACAACGAGCGCAACGCCUACGCGGCCGAUCCUGGUGGAUCGGACACGGGGAUGGGCGCCUCGGUGGAGCGAUGGGGGGCGCCGGCGCCUGGGCGGGGAGGUGCCUGGGCCCCCCAAUGGAGCCCUCCGAGACGGGACUGA
Molecule: messenger RNA, 1116 nt
Organism: Durusdinium trenchii
Lineage: Eukaryota; Dinophyceae; Suessiales; Symbiodiniaceae
Source: the annotation of a GenBank genome assembly